CCUUCAUCAACCACCAUCACGCACUUGCUGCUCACGCCAUGCCUCUCAACACCGACGACGUGCUCCUAUACUCCCAACGGCCGGACUGGGCAGAUGUACAGCCGCUGGAGCAGUACGAGGGUGUCAAUCCCCUUGCACCAAUAUUCUACACCGAUGAAUAUAAGGAUGCGACGAACUACUUGCGCGGAGUGAUCAAGACAGGAGAGAAGUCAGAGCGCGUCCUCGAGCUGACGGAGGACAUCAUCCGACAGAACCCUGCGCACUACACGGCUUGGCAGUACCGAUAUGAGACUCUCAUUGCACUGAACGCACCCCUCGACCAAGAACUCAAACUCAUGGAGGACUUCGCGAUCAAGUACAUGAAGACGUACCAGAUCUGGCACCACCGUCGGCUCCUCCUCAUGAAGACACGCGACCCAGCCCCCGAACUGCAGCUCAUUGGCAAGGUCCUGCGCGUCGACUCGAAGAACUAUCACACGUGGUCCCACCGCCAGUGGCUACUCGCGCACUUCAACGAGGACGCGCUAUGGGCAGGCGAGCUCGACUUCGUGCAGGAGUUGUUGAAUGUGGAUCUAAGGAAUAACUCGGCGUGGCACCAUCGAUUCUUCGUGGUGUUUCAGUCCGGCGUGCGCAAUGGCGAGGAGGACCGCGAUCGGGUGGUGAAGCGGGAGCUCACGUACGUCAAGCAGAAUAUUUCGUUGAUACCGAACAACCUGUCGGCUUGGAACUACCUGCGCGGCAUCUUGGACUUCAACAAGAUUCCGUACGCGUCCGUUACGCCCUUUGUCCAGCUCUACACCCGCAAGCGCGAUGAAGGUGGCGACGUUGUUGACUUAGACAACCCUCCACCCGACGCAAGUGCGGAGCUGCCGUGCCCUAUGGCGAUCGAACUGCUGGCCGACAUCUACGAGGCAGAGGGUGCAGAGGGCGUCCCCAAAGCUAUCGAACUCUGGAAGAGCCUAGCGGAGGAACACGAUACGAUCAGGAGGAAGUAUUGGGAGUAUCGGUGUCAAGACGCAGGUCACAAUGCAUGAUACCCUUGGAUCGUCGAAUGAAUGUACUCUAAUGUAACAUCAAUCACGCUGAAUAUUUGCAGGGAUGAGAUUGAGAUCGGGAA
Molecule: messenger RNA, 1117 nt
Organism: Schizophyllum commune H4-8
Lineage: Eukaryota; Fungi; Basidiomycota; Agaricomycetes; Agaricales; Schizophyllaceae
Product: protein prenylyltransferase
Exons: 6
Coding region: 39-1034 (331 amino acids)
Biological process (GO): protein geranylgeranylation; protein farnesylation
Cellular component (GO): protein farnesyltransferase complex; cytoplasm; CAAX-protein geranylgeranyltransferase complex
Molecular function (GO): CAAX-protein geranylgeranyltransferase activity; protein farnesyltransferase activity
Source: RefSeq, a predicted model, not a curated record